ACUCCGCAAUAUCGAUAAUAUUUAGCGCGUAGAUGAAGUAGAAUACCAUUUUAAUGCGUACAUUGUUAUUUUUAUAAAUAUCACUAGUUCCAGAUAAAACGAUAAAAAUAAGUACCUAUAUGUGAAAUAUUAUCAAUGAUAAUCUCAAGGAGUUCGAUAUCAUUUGUAUAUUAUCUAGUUUUGUGGAUUUAAUUGAAAUCAUUCGAAGACAACUGUGUUCAUACGGUUAAUAAUACGAUUAUAUUUAUAAAAUAAGCCGCGUAAUGACGCCCCCAAUAUUGUGAUACAAUACUUAUAUUUAAUCUUAAAUUUUCUAGUAUUCGUUAACCUGUUAAAGUUAUUCCGUGUGAGAUAUAGCGAUAAAGUGUUAUCGUCACAAUAGCUCCACUGCGAUUAAACGAUUUAUACAGGUGUGACGUUAGCGCUCGCAGCUGAUAACUAUUUCAAUAGCCAUGUGGAAUAGUUUAGGAAAUUUUGUCCUUUGUUGUGUAAAGUGAAUUUCAAGUGUUUUGAUGAUAAUUAUUUUAAUGUGUGAAUAUGGAUAGAUUGAAGCAGAAGUUAAAAAAAGAAAAACAAGUGAAGGAUAGUGGUAAAGAUAAACAAAGUCUAUUUAUUACUGACGUGAAAAGUAUAAAGGAAAACCUUAAGAUAAAGGAAAUAUUACGAACUGUCAAAAUGAAUAGUAGUAUGAGGUUAAAAGGUCCACCUGGUAGCCAAAUAAUGAAUAGCAAAGAUUUUAACGAGGAGGAUUGUUUUGAAGAAUCUUCAAACAAUCAAAAUUCAAUCGAACCUCUAAGUGCAUUUAAUCCAGACGUGGAUGUCACGAAAGCUGAUUUAGAAGAUCACGUUGAAAAAGAAGUGAAUACCAGUGAAAAUGAAUUAUCUCCAGAAAUUUUAAAUAUAAACAAAAUUGAAAUAUCAGAAGCAAGUGAUGAUACUCAAAAUGAGGCUCAAAGUGAAAAAAAUAAUUCUCUAAAUAAUUCUCAAAGCGAUAUAGACGAUAAUGAUGAAAUUGCUAAUUUAACUGCGUCUUUAUCGAAUGGAAAACUUAUUGAAAAGAAUCGAGAUAGAAAAUUAUCCCUAGACCAUACUAUGUUAUCUAGACAAGAUGGUUUUUCGCAAUCUGAAUUAGAUUUACAUACAAUCGGGAAAUCUCCACUUGAAAGGAAAUAUUCAUUCUUUAGAAAGAAAAUGGACAGUUUUGUAAGAAACACGACCGAAAUGUUUAGAAGACAAAAUAGUUUUUUACAACGUCGUGGUUCGAUGUCAGUUUCACUUCAAUCAUUAAACGAUAAGUGUAAUAUUAGUGAAACUAGUGAAACGAAAUGUCCACCACUACAGGAUCAGGAGCCACAUGGAAGCAGAUCAAGUUUGCAAAUACCACCGUCUCCAAUAGUGCGCAGUACCUCCAGCUUAUCAUUGAUGCAGAGCGGAAACCUGCCGAGCUCGUCAUCACAAAACAGCCUAGCUGGAAGCCAGCCUGCACUGCAUGGUCUAAAUAGGGCGGAUUCUGAAGAAUUACACUCCAAUUCUAAUAGCGUACACAGCUUAAACGAGUUUUAUUUAAAAGAAGCAAUGUUGAACUCUCGGGCUAUCUCGAUGAGUUCCGGACUGGACGCUCCGUUCCGCCAGCAAAGCAGAAAGGCAUCUCGAUCAAAUAGAGUGACAUGGAUCGCAAGCGAAUGUUUAGCUAAUUCCACGCUAAGAAAUAUACAAGACGAGCAUAACGAGAUGCAGACCUGUCAUUCCUACCAAGAUUUUUCUAGUAUACCAGAAAAUGAAUUGUACAGCCAAAUACCCGAUAACAAGGGUCGGAGGCUAUCGUAUCAACGCGCGGUGUCCGGAGAGGAUCCGAUGCCUAUGCAGUUAAAGUACCAAGAUUCCACGUCAAGAAAAAAACAUCAAUUUCCAGAAAGUUACGAGUCUCGUUAUGAGCUGGCUAAUAUUUUGGCGGAGUACACCAAACACGGCGUGCCUACACUACAAGGAUUUGACAUCACGCCUGUUCCCGAAGAAGCCUAUGCGUACCUCCUGUGGGCCACCAAGGAGGAGAACUACGAAGAAUUUUUCAACUGGAAAACUUUACCAGAUAAAGAACAGUCAAGGCAAGCUGUUAUAAAGGAAUUUAUUUUCACGGAGGCGGAGUACUUGAAACAUUUGAUGACUUUGAUCGAGGUUUACAUUGGUGCGGCGCACGGUGUACAAAACAAAGGAAAAUUGUUAAAUAUCGAUACGACAAAAUUGUUUUCUAACUUGCCCGAUGUGUUAAACGCCAGCCUUUCUUUCUGGCAUCUGGCUUACGUGCCUAUGUUAGCGGAUGCUAUUCAAAAUUCAAGACCUUUCAACAUGAAAUUUAUGUCCAACGGUUUCUCGUUAUUUAAAGAACUCUUUCUACCAUAUGAAAAAUUUGUCGUUGAACAAGGUGAUCUUCUAGAAUACUACCGCAAGAAACAGCAAACGGAAGCUGAUUUCGCAAUGUUUCUAACAUGGUGUUAUAGCCAGAAACAAUGUAAUAGACUUCAGUUGAAUGACUACUUGGUAAAGCCAAUGCAACGUAUGACCAAGUAUAGUCUUAUAUUAGACAGGAUUCUUAGCAAUACUGAUGACGCCGAUGAGUAUAUGGCUAUUAAUGUUAUGGUAAAAUUGGCCAAAAAUAUUCUUGUUGGCCUAAACCGUUCUGUACGGCAACGUGACGAAUUACACCAAUUGGACCUUCUGGAAAACUCCAUUGAAGGCUUCACUAUCGGUAUGAAAGACGACGACGUUGAAAAAAUUUGCAAAUCGCUUGGCAAUUUGAAUGUAAAAGCCCCUAUGCUCUACUGCCUCCCAGUCCACAAACGAAACCUCAUUCAUCAAGGAGAACUUCGCUUCCGAGAUGGCGCUAAGGAGAUUGAUGUCCGUGUAUUGCUUCUUACUGAUAUGCUUCUAGUUUGUCGGAAACUAGCUAGAGGCAAAGCUUAUCAGUAUAAGCAGAUUAGGCCUAAAUACAUGAUUGACAAGUUGGUUCAGAUCCCGAAAUUCGUUGGAAAGAAUAAGAAAAAUAUCUCAUGCCUCUUAUACGUACUGGUGGAUGAUCUAGGGUCCCCAUGCACCAGUUUCUGCCUCUCGGAGAUGUCAAAGGACCCUAAACCUCAAAGGACGCUAAAAACGUGGGAAUUGAAAUUUAAGGAGGCAAAGUUGACUUAUGAACUAGUUACAUUGAUGUCUAAAAAUCCCGACAGGGAAAUCGAUAAAGCUACAGUGAGCAGAUUUAUUGGAUUGACAAAUAUAAGGUCAAGUAAAGAUGACAAAACUGUAGAGACUGAGGCACGCGAACGCGUAGCCACAAUGAUCCAUCGGAGCAUAGGGGCUCCAAAUGACAUGAUGGACAAAAAAAACUUUUUACCGACAGCUUGGAAUAUCCAAACAUUCGACGGUAUACCUUACGCUGACAAUCAAAUUCUUAUGGGCGCAAGCGUUCGCCAAACUGGGCGCCAUAGAAAAUGUAGUGUCGUGCAUCGCACUUCAAUAAUACGUCACACGACUGAUGCUUCUUCUCAAGUGUCUCAAACAGUCAGUUAUCAACUACCGACAAGUUCGCAGUCGCACGAUGAGCUACACAGUGGUCCCAGGCGGAUGGUUAAGCGCAUCAGUAUAUCUCCGGAUCGACUGCUACCGCCACUGCCAGACACAGCGGGUGGUUCAUCAAUCACAGUUCGGGUGACCGAGAGCGAGUCUGAAAUAGCGAGGCUACAAACAACAACAUCGAUGCAAUUGUCGCCGUCAAAGAGUUCGGAAUGCUCUGUUAGCACGCAAAGUACCCUGCGCGUGCAGCCACAGAACAACGUCGCGACACUUAUUUACAGCUUGCCUGAUCUGACUAUCGAACCCAGUACACCAAGAACCACAUCAAGCCCCACACAACCGACAGCAUCAGAAAGGUUGUACCAAUCACACCAUGAAGUUUUAGAAAGGAAUCGGCUGAUGACGACUCAAACGCAACAAUACCUCACACCUGACAGUCGAGGAUCUAGCUAUCCACCGCCAAGUCCUACCAGGGGAUCGUUAAAACGUAGUCUUGCGUUCUCAUACUCAUUCAAAAAUCCACCACUGUCUAAAAUGGGUCACGUGAGCAGUCAGUCGCAGCUAGACACUAUUCAGUAUAGUCAAUCACAGGAAUUUCGAGGGAGCAGUCCGAAACCGGGAACUUCCGAAAAAAGUGAUAAGAAAUCGAAACUUUCAAGCAGCAGCUCAUUCUUCGGUUCGGGGGGAUGGCAUUCAAAAAGGGAUGGAUGACAGGAAAGGGGCUUUAUGAGGCUGUCAAGGAGUACAACUAGAGAAGAUGACGAUAGUAAAUCCGAUCCUUGUCACAGCCGUAAAGGCGAGAUUCCGGGCCCUAGCCGCACAGAUGAAUCGCCAGACCCAUCCCGGAGAGUUGAAAGCUCCUGUUCUAGCUACAGAGACGA
Vanessa tameamea is the source of this 4445-nucleotide messenger RNA. RefSeq lists its product as uncharacterized. Gene Ontology annotation, molecular function: guanyl-nucleotide exchange factor activity. Gene Ontology annotation, cellular component: axon; plasma membrane; endocytic vesicle. The record is from RefSeq and is a predicted model, not a curated record. NCBI's taxonomy places the organism in Eukaryota, Metazoa, Arthropoda, Insecta, Lepidoptera, Nymphalidae. Bases 538 to 4275 code for a protein of 1245 amino acids. The transcript has 24 exons. Gene Ontology annotation, biological process: Rho protein signal transduction; endothelial cell migration.